UGCCACAGUCUACAUCUGGACCACCUAUAGUGCCACAGUCUACAUCUGGACCACCAAUAGUGCCACAAUCUACAUCUGGACCACCAAUAGUGCCAACAUCUGGACCACCCAUAGUGCCACAGUCUACAUCUGGACCACCAAUAUCUACAUAUGGACCACCAAUAGUGCCACAGUCUCCAUCUGGACCACCAAUAGUGCCACAGUCUACAUAUGGACCACCAAUAGUGCCACAGUCUACAUCUGGACCACCAAUAGUGCCACAGUCUACAUCUGGACCACCCAUAGUGCCACAGUCUACAUCUACCACCAAUAUGCCACAGUCUACAUAUGGACCACCAAUAGUGCCACAGUCUACAUAUGGACCACCAAUAGUGCCACAGUCUACAUCUGGACCACCAAUAGUGCCACAGUCUACAUCUGGACCACCAAUAGUGCACAGACCACCCAUAAUACAGCAGCAGUCCACAUACGGACCACCCAUAGAGCAACAACCUACAUACGAACAACCCAUAGAGGCUAUAGAGAAGCAACAUACAUAUGGACAACCAAUCGAUCAGCAGCUUACAUAUGGGCAACAAAUUUAUCAGCAGCAUACAUAUGGACAACCAAUAGAGCAGCAACCACUCAUUGAACCCAGAAUGAAGAAACCCAGAAUGAAGUAG
This is a messenger RNA of Homarus americanus (American lobster), 662 nucleotides long. Its product is annotated as proline-rich extensin-like protein EPR1. The transcript is spliced from 3 exons. Lineage: Eukaryota; Metazoa; Arthropoda; Malacostraca; Decapoda; Nephropidae. The annotation marks the transcript as partial. The record is from RefSeq and is a predicted model, not a curated record.